Macadamia integrifolia is the source of this 1675-nucleotide messenger RNA. Its product is annotated as VAN3-binding protein-like. NCBI's taxonomy places the organism in Eukaryota, Viridiplantae, Streptophyta, Magnoliopsida, Proteales, Proteaceae. The record is from RefSeq and is a predicted model, not a curated record. Gene Ontology annotation, biological process: auxin-activated signaling pathway; phloem or xylem histogenesis; leaf vascular tissue pattern formation. The transcript is spliced from 7 exons. The coding region runs from base 210 to 1664 and encodes 484 amino acids.
GACUUGAUCCUCCCAUAGGCCAGACUCCAGACUCCAGACUCCAGACUCCAGCCCCACCCGCCCUCCUCCUCCCCUAUCCUGCGCACUCUUCUUUCUUUUUAGUUCUUCACCAUUUCUGCUUUAGGCUCCAGCUACUUCAGUUGAGAAACUCUUUAAGACAGACAUUGAUACAUAUCACUCGUUAUAGUGAGUGAAUAGGCCAAGCUUUCAUGGAUGACACCAUUAGUGACACUUGGAGACCUGAGUCCUUCCCUGUUAUUGGGUUCCAACCACCUGAGACACCACGAGAGCCCAUGGAGUUUCUCUCACGCUCAUGGAGUGUUUCUGCUCUCGAAGUGUCUAAAGCUCUUGCCCCUCCUUCCAUGCUUUUCAAGACUUCCAGCGGUGGAGUUCCCAUACUUGAAGAUAUCGCAGGGGAGGCUGAGGAAGCUGCUAUUGUUGCCGGGAAUCCCUUCUCUUUUGCUUCUUCUGCAACUUCCCAACUUGUCAUGGAGAGGAUAAUGUCUCAGUCGGAAGUGUCUCCGCUUACUUCGGGGAGGCUCUCUCACAGUAGCGGACCUUUGAACGGCGGGCAAAGCUGCGGCUCUUUGACGGAUAGCCCACCAGUCUCCCCAUCUGAGAUCGACGACGUCAAGCACGGUCGCUUGAACAACAUCGUAAGCACCCAGCACAGAGGCGGUGGAGGCGGAGGCGGAUGUGGAGGUGGUGGAGGAGGUUUUGGUGGCGGCGGGGGAGGAGGUGCUGGUGGAGGUGCUGGUGCUGGUGCUGGUGGAGGAAAGACUGUUGGGAGGUGGUUGAAGGAUAGGAGAGAGAAGAAGAAAGAAGAAACCCGAGCGCACAACGCCCAGCUCCAUGCUACAGUUUCGGUUGCUGGAGUUGCUGCUGCUGUGGCUGCUAUUGCUGCAGCUACAGCGGCUUCUUCUGGUUCCGGCAAGGAUGAGCAGAUGGCGAAGACGGACAUGGCUGUGGCAUCUGCUGCGACGUUAGUCGCUGCACAAUGCGUGGAGGCUGCAGAGGCAAUGGGUGCAGAGCGGGACUACCUUGCUUCCGUCAUUAGCUCCGCCGUUAAUGUACGAUCACCUGGAGACAUCAUGACUCUUACCGCUGCAGCUGCAACUGCUUUACGUGGGGCUGCGACAAUGAAGGCCAGGGUCCUAAGGGAAGUCUGGAACAUAGCUGCAGUGAUACCGGUGGAAAGAGGGAUGGGUAUGACUGGUAACAAUAAUAGUAGUAAUUCCAACGGUAGCAACAGUGGGGAGCUUGGCCCUGAAGAUAACUUCCUUGGCAUUUGCAAUCAAGAGCUUCUCGCUAGAGGCUGUGAGCUCCUCAAGCGAACUCGUAAAGGUGAUCUUCAUUGGAAAAUAGUAUCUGUUUAUAUAAAUCGGAUGGGUCAGGUAAUGCUGAAAAUGAAGAGCAGACAUGUGGCCGGGACCAUUACUAAAAAGAAAAAGAAUAUGGUGAUAGAGGUAAUCAAGGACAUUCCUGCAUGGCCUGGGCGGCACUUGCUGGAGGGUGGGGAGGAGCGAUGCUACUUUGGGCUGAGAACAGAGAUGCGUGGGGUGGUAGAGUUCGAGUGCAGGAAUCAACGAGAGUACGAUGUAUGGACCCAAGGAGUCUCUAGGCUUCUAUCCAUAGUAGCUGAACGGAAUGGCCGACACAACUGAGAAUUGGGGAA